Zophobas morio is the source of this 1799-nucleotide messenger RNA. RefSeq names its product carboxylic ester hydrolase-like. NCBI's taxonomy places the organism in Eukaryota, Metazoa, Arthropoda, Insecta, Coleoptera, Tenebrionidae. Bases 62 to 1744 code for a protein of 560 amino acids. The record is from RefSeq and is a predicted model, not a curated record. Gene Ontology annotation, molecular function: serine hydrolase activity. The transcript is spliced from 10 exons.
ACCUAAUCUAUUUGUAUAUAUAUGACCGCACAUUGUGUCAAGUUCACUAGUAACGGAAACAAUGUUCUCUACGACACUUGGUGGUGCUAUUUUGGUGCUUCAAAUAGGUUACCUGUUAGGAGACCCAAUCGUCCAGCUUCCAAAUGGCCAGAUAAGUGGAUUUCAGACCACAACCCUAGAAAACAAAACGGUGUACGGUUUUCUGGGAAUACCAUACGCUGCCCCACCAAUCGGAGAACUUCGUUUUAAAGCACCUCAACCAGCUGCGGACUGGGAUGGCGUUCUAGAGACGAAAAAGUAUUCUAAAACGUGUUUCCAGAUAUCUAGGAACAAUGACAACGAAUCUGAAGACUGUCUUUAUAUUAACGUAUUUACUCCGGAACUACCAAGUGAAGACAAUGAUGUUUCCUUGCCGGUGAUGCUAUACAUACAUGGUGGAGGUUUCGGCGGCGGUAAUGGCGGUAUAUAUCCUGAUCUUUUCAUCAAUAACGGAGUUGUAAUAGCCUCCAUUAACUACAGACUGGGGAUUUUUGGUUUUAUUUCAACACAGGAUGAAGUAAUUCCCGGCAAUUUUGGCCUUAAAGAUCAACGAUUUGCUAUCCAGUGGGUUCACGAGAAUAUACAUCUCUUUGGGGGCAAUCCUGAUAUGGUUACUAUUUUCGGUCAAAGUGCAGGCUCGGCCUCAUGUGCCUAUCAGCUCCUUAACCAGGACUCAAAUGGACUAUUUCAGGCAGCUAUUUUGGAAAGUGGCAGUUCAUUGAGCCCAUGGGCUUUCCAAAGGAGAUCCAAAGCAAUUGCUUUCAAAACCGCUUCCUUUUUGGAACCUAGUUUUGAAAACAGUACCGAUUCGCAAGCUUUGUUAGAUUACCUGCUUACACUAGAUGCUAGAGAUAUAGACAGUGCUGCCGAACAAUACCACAAUUAUGAAUAUGGACCUGAAGAUAUCGAGAUCUCGCAAGGUUUCUACUGGGCGCCAGUCGUUGAAGUGAAAAAUCCAGACGCUUUUCUUACAAGGAAAAUGUAUGGGUUGAUACAAGCAGGGAACGUUGUCCGAGUACCCAUCCUUAUUGGAUUUACGUCUGAAGAAGGCUUGGCUUUUAAUGGGGACGCAAACGCAUUGCUCUAUACAAUGUCAGCUUACGAUGAAAAUCUAGCUUGGAUUGUACCUAACGAUAUGGCGAUUUUUGACGAAACGCAACGCACUGAAAUGGGUGGGUUGAUUCGCGAUUUGUACACUGGUGGCGAACCAUUGGCGGAGCAUUUGGGUGAUGGCGUUAGAUAUUCCAGUGAUACGUCUUUCACUAGAUCAAUUAUCAAACACGCCGAAUUGUUUUCUCAAGUGGCAGAAACUUACUUCUAUGUGUUUUCCUAUAGUGGUCAGAUAGGUGGUAACUACGCACAUUACGAUGGAGCUGAAAGCGUAGGUCAUAAUGCAGAAAUACCUUACUUGUUCUGUACUGGUAAUGGGUGCGAUGGUAGCCAGUACCCAGAAGCCGACGUAGUUACAAGACAACGUCUUAUUAAAAUUUGGACGGACUUCGCCAAAUAUCGAAACCCAACCCCAGAACCGUCAGAGUUACUACAGAAUAUUACAUGGCCUCUGGUGUCCGCAGAUGGUAGCGAUUUUUACUAUCUAGACAUUGACGAAAAUCUGGAAAUCAAAAAUCAUCCCAAAGAAGAUACUUACAGUAGAUGGACUGAACUAUACGAUAGCUUGGAUUACAAUGAUUUUGACACCUAUUAAAAAAUGUGAUUUGGCCUUUUUUGUUUGAUACAGUUUAAAUAAACUAGAGCAUUUU